AUGGUAACUAUUGAGAACUUCAACAAAUGUUUUUAUGAUAGUAAUAAUGAAAAUUUUUAUAAUAAAGAAGCAUUUGAAAAUUCAAGCCCAGAACCAAAUGAUAUAUAUAAUAUUGCACCUUCUUUUUCUGAAUUGGAAUUAAAAGAAUUUGAUAAAAUGGAUAAUAUAAUUUGCCAAAAUGUUCAAGAACUGCAAGAAGAAUGCUGUAAUAUGCCACAUGAUGACUUGGAUUUAAUUGGAAUUUCUUUAUCUCGACUUGAUCGAAUUAAGGCACAUAUCAAGAAUUAUGGAAUGGUAAAACCUAUUCAUAGUAAUACUGGACAUUCUUCAAUUAGACCUGAUUAUGCUAUUGUUAAUGACCAAGUAAAACAAGAGCUCAAUUAUUAUAUUCAUAAUUAUGCUAGUUUUUAUGAAUUUCCUUCACCAGUUCGACAUAUAUGA
Molecule: messenger RNA, 441 nt
Organism: Cetraspora pellucida
Lineage: Eukaryota; Fungi; Glomeromycota; Glomeromycetes; Diversisporales; Gigasporaceae
Source: the annotation of a GenBank genome assembly